Chenopodium quinoa (quinoa) is the source of this 775-nucleotide messenger RNA. RefSeq lists its product as uncharacterized. The transcript has a single exon. The record is from RefSeq and is a predicted model, not a curated record. NCBI's taxonomy places the organism in Eukaryota, Viridiplantae, Streptophyta, Magnoliopsida, Caryophyllales, Amaranthaceae. Bases 452 to 775 code for a protein of 107 amino acids. Gene Ontology annotation, molecular function: acyltransferase activity, transferring groups other than amino-acyl groups.
AAAAAAUAAUGACCAAAGGUAAAACGCUGACCGAGGCAGUGUUUUAUUUCAGAAGCUCAGUUUCGUAAAUAGUUUGGCCACGCGUCUAGAUUGGUAAAUUGUUUGCCAAUUAAGCUUACUUUCGUAAAAAAUCCAUUGAGUGUAUGAUAAUAAGUUCUUUAAAAGCAAAAGUCAUUUUCAUUCCACAAUAAGUUAUAUUAAGACCGUCUCACACGUUAAAAAAAAAAAAAACCAUCUCACCGCGAAUACUUGCCUAUCAAGAAUAUUAAAAAAUUUUGGGAAAAGAAAAGUCAUAUACUCUAAGUCAAGAUCACGAGGCAAAUAAGUCAAAUAUGGAUAGCCAUGAGGUGAAAGUCUUUCUCCACCACUUCUAAAAAAAGUUCACACUAAAGAGACUUGUAUUAACUCCUUAUUUUUUUUUAAUAUUUAUCAAGCUUUUUAAUUUUUAUAGAUGGAUCUAUCAACAAUUUCCAUCCGUCCAUUUACACUUUCGGACGUGGAUGAUUUCUUUAAAUGGGCAAGUGAUGAUGAAGUAACUAGGUACCUUAGAUGGAACACAAUCCUCUCUAAGGAGAAAGCAUUCACGUAUCUUAAGGACGUUGUUAUACCCCAUCCUUUCCGAUGGUCCGUGUGCCUCGACAACCAUUCGAUAGGAUAUGUUUCAGUCCGGCCCGGCUCGGACAAUGAUAAAUUUAGAGCUCAUUUGAGUUAUGCCGUGGCCUCUGAGUACUGGGGCCACGGUAUUUGCACAAGUGCUUUGCGGAAGUAUCAAUAG